GCACUUAUAACUAUCUGUACUGACCGUAGUCCUCUCACCAAUUACGAUCAUACCAAUACAUCGGUUUCAUCAAAAUGACUACUCCGCAAUCCACAGAAACCAAUACCGAUUCCACCCACACAACAUCUACCACAACCACAACCGACAUCUACAACCUCAUAUCGACGUAUGAUUUCUCCUCAGAUCUAGAAUUCCGCAAAGGCCUAGGCACAAUCCUGGGCCAUCCGGCGCAACCAGCUUCAGAUGCGGAGGUUGUCAGUGGUGAUGAUGUUGUGUUCCAGGCAAAAUGUUACUAUAUUUCCAGAAAACGGAAUAUAAACCCAUCUAUAGAUUUCAAGAGCUAUAAGAAUUGGCUUGUAGAGCAUGGGGUCAACUUGGAAGCUGCUACAACAAACCCACCGGUCCAAAACAACGAAAAAUGCGAUGCCGAAGAUUCCAAUGCAGCAAUAGCAACCACAUCAACACAAUCGAUAUUAGCACCCUCCUCUCAAGAAGAGAAGAAAAAGAGCAAGAAUGGUGAACCAGCUUAUCCAUCUUCUUUUGCUCACAUCGUGGAAUUAAUUACCAAUAAUCAACCCAUACCUGGAAUCGAGGAUAUUCCAGACACGGUCUUGUCUGGACACGACGAACCUAGUAAAGCGGCAAAGAGGCGGAAGCCUUGGGAAAAGAAUGUUGAUGUCGAGACUGUUGGUGGUGAAAAUCAGGUCUAA
Molecule: messenger RNA, 710 nt
Organism: Talaromyces stipitatus ATCC 10500
Lineage: Eukaryota; Fungi; Ascomycota; Eurotiomycetes; Eurotiales; Trichocomaceae
Exons: 2
Coding region: 75-710 (211 amino acids)
Source: RefSeq, a predicted model, not a curated record